AGCUACUGCUAUUUAACUCCAUCAGACCACCCGCUCCCAUCACACCCAGCGACAGAACAGCAGAAUAAUGAAGACUCUUGUCCUGGCCCUCGUCCUCCUCUUAGCGGUCAGCAGUUUUGCACUGGACUGCAAUCGCUGUGUUCCGGUGAAACCAGGAGGAACCUGUACUGUUACCACGGAAACCUGCCCACCUGAAAAAGAUGCAUGUGCAUCAACCAAGUUCCUCACACCGCCCUAUUCUUACUACCAGAAGUGCAUGAGAAUGUCUGACUGCGAGAUGCUGCAGACCAAUGCCUACAUCAACAUCAAGUGCUGCCAGAAGGACCUCUGCAAUGUCUUCUAGAACCUUCCAGAUUCCAGGUCCCAAAGGAGAAUUUCAGCCCCUUCUGUUCCCUAUCUAGAUCUUCUUCUAGAAUCUUCAAGGAGUUUCUAGAAUCGCCCAAUUCCAAAAAAAAUAUUGCAGACCUUUCAGCAAAGGCCUGGUUAUAACUAGGACAAGACCGUUAGUCCAGUUCAGUAAAGAAUGCCAUUUAGUCUCCUUUAACUGAAUGCUAUAAAAUGUAACUAUAAAAUGUUGGACAUUUUUGGAUGGUACUGUAAUUUGCAAAAAGUAGUGGAGUAUCUUUUUUUCCAUCCUGUCUAUUUUUGUUGUUGAAUAAAAACAAUAUAAAAAAAUAAUGUUAUAACAUAACUUAA
Molecule: messenger RNA, 696 nt
Organism: Alosa alosa (allis shad)
Lineage: Eukaryota; Metazoa; Chordata; Actinopteri; Clupeiformes; Clupeidae
Gene: ly97.3
Product: lymphocyte antigen 97, tandem duplicate 3
Exons: 4
Coding region: 68-343 (91 amino acids)
Source: RefSeq, a predicted model, not a curated record